AUGGCAGACGAAAGUCGCCCGACACGAAGGGCCGUUUUGCUGGAAGAGGUUUUUCGCAUCUUAGAUUCAAAGCAACGCGGCUUUGUCAGCAAGGUCGAGCUUGCUCAUAUUCUGGAUGCCAUGCAGGCUGACGCCAAGGGUCCAAUGCCCAUCCCGGAGGCAUUGCUCCCGCACAAGAUUUCGCGUGAUUGCAAAGUCAGUCCGCAAGACCUCACCGGUUGGCUGGAAGCGUUGUCUGUAGCGGAGCUGGAAGAUGUCAAAUGGUUUGCAGAAAGCGUGGUCAAAGUGGAGUCGGAGCUUCGAGAAGUCUGGCUACAUGCAGUCAAGCGAUGGCAAGAAGCUGUUGUGCAACUGCAAUCUCGCGACCUGCACCGCUACCUGCUGUCCUCACAGCCGAGCCGGGUGGCCCGCUGGCUCCAGCUCCGGACAGACACAAGUGAGCCUGUUGGCCUUCCAGGUCUCGGCUUCAGCCAGCACGAGGUGGAGACGCUUUUUGCUGAUGAAACAGCAGAUGACAUCAACGCCUGCCACGAGCAUAUUCAGCCGUUUCUCUUAGCAGUACAGCUCAGAGAAGAACUUGGCCAGCUCGAGCUGAGUGCAGACACGGCUGGACUUGCAUCAGAACUUCUGGCCAAGCUGGUGCAGCUGGCCAGCUCGCGGGACCUGGCCUGCCUUCUAACUCACGAAGAGACCCUCGGUCUGGCCACAAGCCUCGUGGGAGUAGACGGUGUACCCCAGCAGGUUACAGUGGAAGCAUCCAAGCUCAUCAUGACGAUCCUAGGUUGCUUUCAUGGCAGACUGCUGCCACAGGUCAUCGAAUCCAUGAGGGCUGCUGUAAUCUGGAAGACAAGCGCUGGACUUAUGCCCGGCAACAUUGAAUGUGACAUCCAUUCCGAGAGAGUCGAUGACCUCAACAGCAUACAGCUUGAGAGGAUCUGCGGCAGGGACCCUUUUCAGUUGAUCGAUCAUGCUGUGCAGCUCUCGGCUAUUAGCCUGGGGUUCGCCAUGGUAAUUCAACCACAGCUGCUCAUGCCGGAGACACUGGAUGCCCUCAACUGUGCAGCAUCCGCCCUCUGCACCGCAACUUUCUGUGGCACCUGGCCCUGGCGAAAUGUGCAAAUCAGGCACUUGGCACGACUGCAGAAGUUGCCACGCAGACGAGUGCAAAGCCCUGCAACGAUUCGCCUGCGGCGCCUGGAGGUGAGCCAUGCAGAGGCCUUCGGUGGCAUGUCUUGGAACCUCUUGUUGGAGCCGCUAGCUGCUUGUGGUGGAACAUGCCUGCAGGAGUUAUGCCUGGGCCACUUUCUGAUCAACGCAGGAGGCCAAAUUCCAGAUUCCUGUGGCUUUUGGACCGUCCUCCGUCAAGUGACAGGGCAGCUGCAGACACUGCAGUUGCCGCACUUAGUGGUGUGCAUACCAGGUGGCAGCCCUGCUGCCUUUGCAGAAGGCUCAUCUGCGGCUUUGCCGGCCGUUCGUGCUCUUCAAAUUCCCCACGCAACGCUCAUUGAAUGCCGUGCAAGAAGCUUGGUGGCUGAAGCGGUCUCUUCCCAAACUGCGUGCUGGGAGGUGGCUUCGUGGGCCGGAGUUCAGCAGGUUCACCUAAAUGCGAAGGCAACAUAUUGUACACGUCACUCGAUCUCGAUUUUAUGCUUUCCAGCGGGCUUUCUGUGA
Molecule: messenger RNA, 1671 nt
Organism: Symbiodinium necroappetens
Lineage: Eukaryota; Dinophyceae; Suessiales; Symbiodiniaceae
Source: the annotation of a GenBank genome assembly